This is a messenger RNA of Porites lobata, 732 nucleotides long. The record is from the annotation of a GenBank genome assembly. NCBI's taxonomy places the organism in Eukaryota, Metazoa, Cnidaria, Anthozoa, Scleractinia, Poritidae.
AUGGCUUCUACCACACGUUGUUCUUUCCAGUUUCUCAUCGCGUUAAUAGUCACCAUGAAAACUUUGGCAGUCAUUAAGCCGAUUAGCAUUAAACUGCAAAAGAAGUCCAAUGACAUUGUGAAAGCAUACUGUAUGAUAUCAGAGACCGAGAAAGAGUUGAACGAAUAGAGAGAAGAGGCUGAAGCUGUGUUCAAAAGAUGGUACUCUAAUGCUGUCGAGCUCAGUUCAGACCUAGGUACCGACCCCGGCGUUCCGAGAACAGCCUCAAGACAGCAGCACCGGGCAAAUGCACCCCAUGACACUCCUGAGGAAUAUUACCGUCGCAAUCUGUUUGUUCCUUUUCUUGACCAUAUUACACAAGAGAUGUCUUUAAGGUAAUAUGUUUUAAUCAGGUCUUCAUGACAUUUUAGAUACGUUGUUUGCAAAAUAAGACGACCUUCAGGACGGGUUUCCCUUUAAAGUGAUCAGAUUACAUAGCUGUUCCUUUACUCUUCUCCAGUUAUAACAGUCACACUACACAAAGUACAACAGAGUACAAAUACGCAAAUUCAGAUCAGUGGUUAUAUUUUGAAUUGUUCUAGAUUUGGUAAUACUCAGAAGACUGCUGUGCAGUUACUUGGUCUAGUUCCAAGCAUCACCGUGUCACGCACAGAUGCAAACAUUGAUGCGGUUUCAGAGAUGUACAGCUCAGACCUGCCAAACCCUCAAACUCUGGAUGUCGAGUACCAUUGA